This is a messenger RNA of Trichomonas vaginalis G3, 711 nucleotides long. RefSeq lists its product as uncharacterized. The transcript has a single exon. The coding region runs from base 1 to 711 and encodes 236 amino acids. The record is from RefSeq and is a predicted model, not a curated record. Lineage: Eukaryota; Parabasalia; Trichomonadida; Trichomonadidae.
AUGCGAGACAAUAAUUCAUACAAUACACUUCAACACGCACUUGCUCCUGCAAUUUCCGGAAAUAUUUUCUACAAUCUUACAGAUAGAAGGACAAUUGUAGUUUCUGAUGCAUUUCCAAACAAUGUAGGACUAGAAUCAGAGCUAAAUAUCGAAUAUAAAUCCAAAAAUAAUUAUUUAUGUUUUAAUGACGUUAUUUUCUUUGAUACAACAGAUAUUUUUGCCAAUUUAUCAUUGUCAUUCCAACAUUAUUCUCUACAAACACCAAAAUCAAUAUUAAUUUCAGAAUCUUUGAAUGAAAAUUUGUUUAAUAUGGCGAAGACCAUCCUUGAAUUUUCUAAACCUAAUAUAUCUGUUAAACUAAUCAAUGAUACAACAUCGUCUUGCUAUAAAGAGCUAGCAAAUGCUGAAAUUUACGUUUCAUUUCAUCAUAACAAUUCAUAUCUGUUUCCUGCAAUGACGAAUGGACUUUUUAUUCUCCUUAUUAUGCCAGGAGUGUAUCCUCCAUAUGAACUUUAUAUAGAUUAUGUAAAGAAAACAAAUAUCUCGUUUGUAGAGUACUAUCUAGAGAGUCCAGAGUAUAUUAACCCAUCAUUGAUGCUAGAAGCAAUAAAUUUAUCAGCAAAUUUCUAUAAUUCUUCUGAUGGGUCUCGAUGUAAUUACAGAUAUCUUCGUGUAUUUGAGAAUACACAAAAAAUCGCCAAUGCUUGUUAA